Messenger RNA from Eruca vesicaria subsp. sativa (arugula), 1247 nucleotides. The record is from the annotation of a GenBank genome assembly. NCBI's taxonomy places the organism in Eukaryota, Viridiplantae, Streptophyta, Magnoliopsida, Brassicales, Brassicaceae.
AUAAAACCAAAACUGUCGAUUCUCCUCCCCAUAAAAUUCACCCUCCUCAAAUCAUCUCUUACCUCCUUCUUAAGCUCCAUUCGAUUCGCUGCGGACUGUGUGACAACAUCUGGCAAUGUCGAGUAAGCUUAUCCAGCCACCGUCACUGCCAGCUUCACGGGGAGCAAUCUCAAGAAAAGCAGGAGACGCGAAGAAGAAGACGUUACUCUCUUUCAGCAAUCUCAAUAGCAAAACGCUGAGUUUUAGUGACAACCCAUUUCGUCUCAGGCCCAUGUUCAUCGGUAAAGUCACAGAACAGAGCUCUUCCUCCUCCCCAAAUGAACACCAAGUAGACGAAGAAGAAGAUAUUACAGUUUCUCAGAUUAAAGAAGAACUCUAUGAAGCUCUCAAAGGGAUCAAUAGAGGAAUAUUCGGAGUUAAAUCGGAUAAAAAAACAGAGAUCGAGAGUUUGGUGAAGUUAUUAGAAUGUCGGAAUCCGACGCCGGAGCCGACCGGAGAGUUAGACAAGAUCGGAGGUUGUUGGAGACUCAUUUACAGCACAAUCACCGUUUUGGGUUCGAAAAGAACCAAGUUGGGUCUUCGAGACUUCGUCUCUCUCGGAGAUCUUCUUCAACAGAUCGACAUUGCUGAGGGUAAAACGGUCCAUGUGUUGAAAUUCGAUGUCCGGGGAUUGAAUCUACACGACGGCGAGUUUAGAAUCGUCGCCUCUUUCAAGAUCAUAUCCAAAACGAGUGUUGAGAUAACUUAUGAAAGCUCAACGAUCAUGCCGGAUCAGUUGAUGAACAUAUUCAAGAAGAACAUGAAUCUUUUGUUGGGAAUCUUUAACCCUGAAGGACUAUUUGAGAUCUCAUAUUUAGACGAAGAUUUACAAGUAGGGAGAGAUGGAAAAGGGAAUGUAUUUGUAUUGGAGAAAACAGAGAAGCCCUAAAAUCUGUACACAUCUUUACACAAGAAUGUCUACGUCGAAUUUUUUCAAACUCACUUCUACAAGGAGUAAUAGCUUGUUCAUCAAGAAAUAGUUUCAAAUUUUUAUUUAAUUUUGUUAUGUUCUAUUAUACCAUUGUUACAUAUAUACCUUCUCACAGAUUAUUAGGGUAGGUACCUCCGUUUUGGCUCUUUAUUUUGAGGGUUUUUUAAAAAGAAAAUCUAAAUCGAGGAUAGUGAUUUUUGCAUUGUGUUGGGAGUAUUUGUAACAAUGUAUUUGACAUAAUUGAUAGCUCAAUACUACUGUAUAAGUUAUUGGAUUG